This is a messenger RNA of Nerophis ophidion (straightnose pipefish), 2057 nucleotides long. It is a transcript of the gene foxf1, whose product is annotated as forkhead box F1. Gene Ontology annotation, biological process: regulation of transcription by RNA polymerase II; animal organ morphogenesis. The record is from RefSeq and is a predicted model, not a curated record. The coding region runs from base 203 to 1342 and encodes 379 amino acids. Gene Ontology annotation, molecular function: RNA polymerase II cis-regulatory region sequence-specific DNA binding; DNA-binding transcription factor activity, RNA polymerase II-specific. The transcript has 2 exons. Gene Ontology annotation, cellular component: nucleus. NCBI's taxonomy places the organism in Eukaryota, Metazoa, Chordata, Actinopteri, Syngnathiformes, Syngnathidae.
GGCAACAGAUAAGUAAAAAAGUCAGCAGGACAACACACAGCAAGUCAAAAAGAAACGUUGCUCCUGUUCUGCUGCGACUCUGGACAAAUUUUGAAGGAGGAUUUCCUCGACUUGCGCGCUUCAGAAAAAAGCUCAACUUUGUGUCUCUUUAUGCCGGUGAGUUGACGUCGUCUUGACAAGAAGCUGCUGUGAGGUUUGACUGAUGACGGCAGAGAUCCAGCAGCCCCAAGCGCAGACUCCUGCCCAGAGCAGCCCCAUGUCUGCUCCGGACAAGGCGCACGGACAGACGGCGGUGAUGGAAACCGCCUCCUCCAACACCAAAGCCAAAAAGACCAACGCGGGCAUCCGCCGACCGGAGAAGCCCCCGUACUCCUACAUCGCCCUCAUAGUCAUGGCCAUCCAGAGCUCUCCCACCAAGCGGCUCACCCUCAGCGAGAUCUACCAAUUCCUGCAGAGCCGCUUCCCCUUCUUCCGGGGGUCCUACCAGGGCUGGAAGAACUCGGUGCGCCACAACCUAUCCCUGAACGAGUGUUUCAUCAAGCUGCCCAAAGGUCUGGGUCGACCGGGGAAGGGCCACUACUGGACUAUCGACCCGGCGAGUGAGUUCAUGUUCGAGGAAGGCUCCUUCAGGAGGAGACCCAGAGGCUUCCGGCGCAAAUGCCAAGCGCUGAAGCCCAUGUACAGCAUGAUGAACGGCUUGGGCUUCAACCACAUCCCAGACUCCUAUAACUUCCAGGGCAGCGGAGCGGGGCUGUCCUGUCCGCCCAAUAGCUUGUCUCUGGAUAGCGGGAUCGGGAUGAUGAACGGACACCUGGCUGGGAACAUGGACGGCAUGGCGCUGUCCGGCCACUCCAUGACGCACGGCGGACACUCGUACAUGGGCAGCUGCGCCGCGUCCGCCGCUGCUGGAGAUUACGCGCACCACGACACCUCAGCCUCGCCUCUCCUCACCAGCGGCGGGGUGAUGGAGCCGCACCCGGUCUACUCGAGCCCGGCCUCGGCGUGGGCUCCGUCCCCGGCCUCGGCGUCCAUGAAUAACGGAGCCUCUUACAUCAAGCAGCAGCCUCUAUCUCCGUGCAACCCCGGAGCCAACCCGCUGCAGCCCAGCCUGCCCACGCACUCCCUGGAGCAGCCAUACCUGCACCAGAACGGCCACACGGCCACAGACUUACAAGGCAUCCCUCGGUACCACACCCAGUCCCCCAGUAUGUGUGACCGGAAGGAGUUCGUCUUCUCCUUCAACGCCAUGACGUCCUCGGCCAUGCACUCGCCGAGCAGCGGCUCCUACUACCAUCAUCACCAGCAGGUCUCCUACCAGGACAUCAAGCCGUGCGUCAUGUGAUGCUGCGUACAUGUAAUGAGAAGGAAGAGGAACCACUGUGGGACGUGAAGGCCUCACAAAAGAGCGCGGACUACUUUUUUUUUUUUUUUUUUUUACUCCCACUUCCACCCCUCUCUCACAAUCUCAUAUCGACAAGAGCAAUAGUGAUGAUGAUUUAAUAAUAAUAUAUAAUAAUACAAACUUUUGCCAGUCGUCACCAUGAGGCAGCGGGGUAAAAUAACGUUGCUUGUGUUUGGUACUAAUUUCCUGCAGCGCGGAUGAACACCACUCACUCCUUUUUUUGUAUUAUUAUUCUUCCAUCAUGUAAAAAAAAAUGCACAAGUCUAAUUUUCUGUUUUUACUUUUCUUCUGCAUAUCACACUCUUUUUGGACUCAGUGACAUGAACAAUCGUGGACAUUGCAUCUAAAUGUCCAUUAUACUGUAUAAAAUUGAUUAAGGCACUUUUUGAAUAGCCUACAAGCGCAACUUUCUAUUUAUUCUGAAGGCCUGCAUUUUGUUAUUAAUUCAGGCGAAUUGGCCAAGGAGGUGUUAUGCUUUAUUGGCAAUAUUUGUCAAAACGCCGAAUUGUUUUUAAAAUGAAAAUGGAGGAUAUAUUGUAAGCACCGUUUAUGUCGUAGACCAUUAAUGUCAGCACUGUAUAUUAUUCUAUAUUGUUGGAAACUUUAGCGAGGGUCAUCUUUAUUACAAUUUGUAAGAAAUAAAAAUGAAUCUGCA